Messenger RNA from Musca domestica (house fly), 1132 nucleotides. RefSeq names its product sulfotransferase 1 family member D1. NCBI's taxonomy places the organism in Eukaryota, Metazoa, Arthropoda, Insecta, Diptera, Muscidae. Gene Ontology annotation, molecular function: sulfotransferase activity. The record is from RefSeq and is a predicted model, not a curated record. The transcript is spliced from 5 exons. Bases 108 to 1073 code for a protein of 321 amino acids. Gene Ontology annotation, cellular component: cytoplasm. Gene Ontology annotation, biological process: sulfation.
UGGUACUAUUCCAUUUUGAGUAGCGUUCUUAUUUUUGGGUGGGUUAGUUUAAGUUUAGAAUUGGUUGGGAGAACAACAUAAUUUUGAAAUUCAAUUCGAAAAAAAAAAUGCUGCAGUCACGUGCCAUUGACACACCACGAGCCUACAUGGCAUCGAAACAAUAUGCCACCGAAGGUUCAGAUAUACCGCUGAAGAAAAACUGGUCCGAAACCUGGUGUACCCUGACCAUUGGUUUCGAUGAAGUCCUACCCCAAAUACUCAAUAUGGAAGUGCGCGAUGAUGAUGUCUUUAUUGUGACCUUCAUUAAAUGUGGCACCACCUGGAUGCAGGAAACCGCCUGGUUGCUCAUGAAUAAUUUGGAUUUUGAAAAGUCCAAAAAAUUACACAUUUGGGAGAGGAGUCCAUUUGUAGAUCACAGAGGUCUACAACCCGAUCUACCAGAUAUUGUGGAGCUAUGUAAAAACUUACCGAGUCCAAGAGUUUUGAAAACGCAUCUGCCAGCCAAUUUAUUGCCAUUCGAUAUCUGGAAGAAGAAGACGAAGAUAAUCUAUGUGGCCCGCAAUUGCAAGGAUGUGGUUGUCUCCUCAUAUCACUUCUUGAAAAAUCUUGGCUCCUGGAGUGGUGAUAAUUUGGACGAUUUUGCCGAGGAUUUUAUGAACAAUGAAACAAUGUAUACCUGUUUUUGGACCCACAUUGUGGACUUUUGGAAGAUGCGCAAUGAGCCGAAUAUUUUCUUUACCACCUACGAAGAGAUGAAAGGGGAUUUGGGUAAGGUUAUUGAAAAGUUGUGUAAAUUCCUCGAACGACCACAACUGACCAAGGAGGAAAUGGAGAAUAUUUUGAAUCAUUUGUCAUUUGAAAAUAUGAAAGGGAAUAAUCAAACAAAUCUGACCGACACAAUAAAGGGCCAGGUGCCAAGCGCCAAGGAGGAGUUCCAAUUUAUGCGCCGUGGCAUUGUGGGCUCCUUCAAGGAUGAGUUGUCUCCCGCGCUGCAAAAGAAAAUCGAUGAUUGGUCGAGAGAGUACUUGGCCAAGCAUGGUUUGACUGAAGAAGAUAUUUUUGGGAAAUUGUAAAACGAAAUGAUCCUCCUGAAAGUUGGGAUGAAAUUGGAAGCUUCGAUACCGUUAUAAGG